AUGGUUUCUGCAAUAUCCCGCAAUGGCCUGCAAGACGCUCUCGAUCCCGACCAGAUGGAUCCUGAUGUGUACAUGGCGCAAAUCCUCUUUCGUUGCUCUAACGCCCUCCACGUGCAGACACCACUCCUCUUCUUUGUUGGAGUUGGAAAAUACCUGGACAUCAUCUCCUGGAGGCUUGAGACCUCUCGACCAGCCAACAUGGAGCCCACAGAGAGCAAAGAGACUCGGCCCGAACACAUUGACGAGAAGGGCACGGUCCCAAACCUCGAAAAUGUCAAGGUUCUCAAUGAGGAGGCCGCCCAGGCGACAGCCACCGAGCAUAGCAUGACACUCAUGCAAGGUCUCAAGACACACAAGAAAGCCGCAAUAUGGUCUGUCCUCAUCUCCGCGACGGUCAUCAUGGAGGGCUACGACACCCAAUUGCUGGGCAACUUCUGGGGCUACAAUGCCUUCCGAAGAAAGUUCGGCGAUUACACUGGCGAAGAGCACGGCUACCAGAUCAGUUCCGCGUGGCAAGCCGGUCUGAACGACAUCAGUGGCGUGGGAAACAUCAUCGGAGCCCUGCUCAACGGGUACCUGACCGCCAAGUACGGGCAUCGCAUAGUCUUGAUGUCCAGUCUGGCCUGGUUGUCCGCGGCCAUCUUCAUGUCCUUCUUUGCGCCAAAUAUUGAGGUCUUAUUGAUCGGCCAAUUCCUCUGCAACAUUCCCUGGGGCGUGUUCGCGACAACAGGGCCAGCCUACGCUGCCGAGGUCGUGCCCCUGGCGCUUCGCGGUUACCUCACGGCUUACAUCAACCUCUGCUGGUGCAUCGGUCAGUUUAUCGCGGCUGGCAUCCUCAAGGGCCUGAUCAACAACCACACCGACUGGGGUUACAAGAUCCCCAUGGCCAUUCAAUGGGUCUGGCCCGUUCCCCUGUUCAUCUUCGCAUUCCUGGCCCCCGAGUCGCCUUGGUACCUCGUUCGGACGGGAAAGCUUGAGAAGGCCAAGAAGUCCCUGGUUCGCCUGACCCAACCGGAGCACCAUAGCAACCACGACUCCACAAUCGCUCUGAUGGUGCGUACUGACAAUUUGGAGAAAGAGGAGAGGUCUGGUACCUCAUACUGGGACUGCUUCAAAGGGACCAACCUGCGCCGGACGGAGAUUGCUGUCAUGUGUUUCGUCUCCCAGAUUACGAACGGCGGUGCUCUCUGCUACACCGGCACUUUCUUCUACGAGCAAGCCGGCCUCAGUGCCGAUCUCUCCUACACCCUGGGCCUUGUCGGAACGGCCAUCGCCUUCUGCGGCGUCGUCAUCUCGUGGUUCUACAUUUCCAAAUGGGGCCGGAGGACCAUCUGGCUGUGCGGCUUCUACGCCCUGCUGUGCUGUCUGUGGCUCAUUGGCAUCCUGGCCUGCGUUACGCCUCAGACACACGCCCUGGCCCUGGUGCAAUCCAUCUUGUGUAUCGUGUGGCUCGGCGCGUACUCCAUGUCGGUCGGCCCCAUCGUCUACACCAUCGUCGCUGAGAUUGGUUCCACUCGUCUCCGGACUCAGACGGUCGUCCUCGGCCGCAGCGCAUACUACGUCGCCAACAUCAUCGGCGGUGUCCUCCAGCCAUAUUUCAUGUCACCCACUGCCUGGAACGCCCAGGGAAAGACUGCCUUCUUCUGGGGUAGCUUGUCUUUGCUCACCACAAUCUGGGGAUUCUUCCGUCUGCCGGAGACAAAGGACCGCACAUUCGAGGAGAUGGAUAUCAUGUUCCAGCGCAAGGUGCCCUCUCGGAAAUUCGCUACCUACAGCAUCAAUGCGGACGACAGGUAUCUCGUUCAAUAA
Diaporthe amygdali is the source of this 1809-nucleotide messenger RNA. RefSeq names its product maltose permease mal31. The coding region runs from base 1 to 1809 and encodes 602 amino acids. Gene Ontology annotation, molecular function: carbohydrate:proton symporter activity. The record is from RefSeq and is a predicted model, not a curated record. NCBI's taxonomy places the organism in Eukaryota, Fungi, Ascomycota, Sordariomycetes, Diaporthales, Diaporthaceae. Gene Ontology annotation, biological process: transmembrane transport; carbohydrate transport. Gene Ontology annotation, cellular component: membrane. The transcript is spliced from 5 exons.